Paramecium octaurelia is the source of this 1183-nucleotide messenger RNA. The record is from the annotation of a GenBank genome assembly. NCBI's taxonomy places the organism in Eukaryota, Ciliophora, Oligohymenophorea, Peniculida, Parameciidae.
AUGAUCAGAUUUAUUUCUGUCCAAACAAAACCAUAUCAAGGGUAAAAUAACCUAGACAUACUUGUUGACAAUCAAAUUUACUAAUAGUACUUUAAUGGUGGCCAAAACUUAAUCAUUGAAGCCGAAUUUGGAAACACAUUAAUUUAAGAAAUCAACCUACGUAGAUUAUUUUAACUUAAAAUUAGAUCUUCAUCCUUAGCCUGAGAAGGAUGUCUUAUAUAAAUGUUACAAUCUUAAUGAAUUAGAUCAAGAGUAUAAACGAAUUAGUGGAAAGUUGAUAAAAAUAAGGAAUGAAGAAAAUUAUACCACAUACGCUGCAUUUGUUAAAUCAGAAGUGGUAUUUAUUAUUCAUUUAUCAUAUAAGCCAUUCACACGAUUAACAAUAACGAUACAAUCAGAGAAAUCUGAUUUCUUUAAAAUAUAUUAUUUUGGCGUAAGAGGUAGGAAUAUAGAAGAGGAAUUGUAGCAAUAAGAAUCAAUUGAAUAGAAAAACAUUAAAGUGAUAUUAAAGCCAGGCAGAAAAACUGAAACCUUUAACAAUAGAAUUGUAGACAACGAUAAAAUGACUCCCUCAGAAUUCUUUAGUCGAGUUAAAAGUGGUAUACCUAUUAGUAACAGAGACUAAUUGCCUCAAAAACUAAUCUACUCCAAUUAUGAUGAAAAAAUGAAAAUUGAGUAAGCCUAAAUAAAUGAUUAAAACAUAAAAUUUACCGACAAAAUAUAAGAAGAAUCAAAAGUCAAAGAAGAUCCUGACAGUAAAAAAUACAUCACUCUAUACGAUGAUGAUGAAAAUUCUGUUUAAUUCAUAGAUUAAAAAGUCAAAUAAUAAUAAUAACAAUAAUAAUAAUAAUAACAACAAUAAUAAAACAACAAAAAUCAUUUUACUUCUUAAAAGUGUUGCUUCUCGGAUACUAAACAAAUUUCGAGCAUUAAAAUACCUUCUAAAUAACUGAAUAUUACUGAUUUCGCUUAUUCAUCCAAAUAAGCUGUCAAACAAGACAUUAAAUCAGAAUAUAAUGUUUUUCAUAACAUGUUGAAAUAUACAGCCUCAGAAAUUGAUUAAUAGUUCCUUCAAUUUCACAAAACAAGUAUUUAUCUUUAAAAUAAUUUAUUAGUUGAAGAAACCAAAAAUGUACCUGCAAAAUAUAGAUUAAUACAUAAACUAAAUACAUAACAAUACUGA